CCUCCGUCUUUACAUCAGAGUUUGGGUUGUCCUUCGUGCGGAGAAAGUUAAAUUUCAGUCAGCUGAGCUGACUGAGACUAAUGACCGCGGUGUAGAAACGGUCACCGAGUUUUCCAGAGCUUCAGCCGGCCAGUCCCUCCUGUGGAGAACCCUUCAAUCAAGGUGAGGAGGAGAGUGCUCUGAGCACAGAGGACCAAAGGUCAUCAGAAGUCCUGGUCCGAGCUUAUACGCCCAGCCCUCCCCCUCCGCCCUCACCGCCAGCACCAGCACAAGUCAAAGAGAACGCAUCCAGGCUGUUCACACCGAGCAAGCUCAGUUUCACUGCCCCCCAGUCAGGAGGCAACAACAUGAACCUGUCAGACCUGCCUACCUUUACUUCCAGCACUUUCCCUCCCAGUGCCUUUAACUACGAGCGACCGAGGCAUUUUAUUCAAUCCCAGCCGGCCUUCCAGGCACCCAGCUAUGAAAGUGUACUGAGGGAGGCCCAGGAGAACCAGAACAAUUCCCAGCAGAAGCUCAGCAGUUCCCAGAAUAGUCCAAAGUUUACAGAGACCCAGAGUCAAACUAAAACCAUGUCUACACAAAGCCAGCCAGUGUCCAAGUCUUUGUCUCAGACCCAGUUACAGUUUCAGUCUCUGAGCCUCGGUCAGAACCAGACCCAAGCUAACGGCACCAAGUUCGCCUGCUCAUCUGGUCUCAGCUCUCCAGUUUUCACCCCAGCCUCCUCUGCUGCGCUUCCUCUAUCUUCCACUCCCCCCUCUCUCAGUCCCUCUGCCACCUCCACCACCACCUCCUCUCGUUUCCCAGAAUCCUCAUCCUCCCUCACCCGCACUACCAUGCGUUCCACCAUCACUCUCACCCCCAGGGUCCCUAGUGCCACCGGCCUUGGCAGUGCCACCCUGCCAGCCAACCAGGACACCCUGUCAGCACCUGCUGCUUACCUCUGCUCCGUGCUGCCCUCCCUGUCCUCCUCCAAACUGUCUCCGAACUCCCACACUCCACCCCUCUCUACCUCCCCCUCCCCACUCGACCCUUACAGCCCAGUCCUCCCCAUAAGGGCCUCUUCCUCCCUCCCCCAGCAACCUCUCCCAGUGUCCCCUACUCUCCCUUGCUCCCCUCUUUCUCCCUCCUCUUCUUCUUCCUCCUCCCUCCCACAGCCCGACACUCCUAGCAGUCCGAACAGAGCACCGCCCACCGUGGUCUCCCUGCCUGCCAGCUACAAGGGGACAUCUAACACACUUCCCAAGCCCAUCCUCAAGAAGUCUGUUGUUCCUCGGCCAUCUUCUCGUUCCACAGAUGAAGAAAUCCAAGGUUCCAAAGAUGCCCUCAUCCAGGACCUGGAGAAGAAGUUGCGCUCAAAGGAGGCUAGGAGGAGAAACAGCCAGAAACUGUCAUAUGAGGAGCGUAUGGCUCGUCGUCUGCUGGGUCCAGACAAUGUCGCCUACGUGUUUGACCAAGACAGUCUUCCACAGCUUGAUCAGCCAGACUCAGAGGGACGACACAUGGGCGGACUAUGGGGAAGGCACCGCUCGGAGACAGAUGAGAGGGGCACUGAGGGAUCAACUAUCCAGGAGAAGUGUUACGCUCCUCGCUUCCUGCAGAUCCCCACAGACCUCACUGUCGAGGAGGGACGCUGCUGUAGAAUUGAUUUCAAGGUCGGAGGCCUGCCUACACCAGAUGUCUGCUGGUACCUGGAUGGUAAAGCCAUUCGUCCAGAUGACUACCAUAAGAUGUUGGUGUGUGAAAAAGGGGUGCACUCAUUCAUCAUAGAGAUAGUCACAGUGCACCAUGCUGGUGUGUACGAGUGCGUGGCCAGGAACCGAGCGGGGGAGAGCAGAUUCACCAUGAGGCUGGAUGUAAUAGCUCAAGAGGUUCUCCGCCCUCCCACCUUCAUCCAGAAGAUGUCAAACUCCAGAGUUCUGGAGGGCGACACUGUGAGGCUAGAGUGCAGAGUUGACGCCUCCCCUCCUCCACAGCUCUUCUGGAAGAAAGACAAAGAGAUGCUGUGCAUUGACCCCAACAGAAUGAGUCUGUACGAGGAUGGCUCAGGCCGGCAGUGCCUGUUGUUAGAGAGGGUGAUGAAGUCCGAUGCUGGCUGGUACACGCUCUCUGCCAUUAACGAAGCUGGCAUGUCUACCUGCAAUGCCAGGCUGGAUGUAGGCACUCGCACAACUGCAGCUGUAAAAACGAACACCCCUGCCUCGAACACGUUGAAGCUGCUGUCAUCUCGGCGCCACAUGCCCGCUCUGACUGUAGAGAGUCCCGCCCAACACACUGCCCCGCUGUAUGAGAGCGAAGAGCUGUAGAUCCACACUAACUCCAGUCUGUCACGCAUCAUACGCCUCCGAACUGUACAGCUGGGCCAGAGCUUGUAUGAACUGUAAAGUCAGGGCAGAAACAGUUCUAUACUUGCUUUGGCUCAGAGUACAAAUGAAUAGCAUCACAGCAGAUAAGCCCACGUCUCAAAAGCCAGUCCAAAUCAGGCUCAGUAAGCAAGCAAUGCUUUGGUUGAUGUGCAAGAUAAAUAAGCUUUGCAAUAUUUUAAACUACAAUUGUGAUCCAGUAUUAGAUGAGUUUUCUGUUACUGAAAGAAGUUUUGUCUUGCAACAUGCUCAAAGAAAUGUUCCUCCAUGUUGCAGAGGUUCGUUGAUAUUCUGAAUCAGCCUUUAAUGAUUGUUUCUAAUGUCUAGGAAACAACGGCACCCUUUAAGAACACUUGAUUGAUCCAUAGGUUCAGGGGGUGUAGUUCAAAUAUUCACUCAUGUUGUCCAUCUGCUGCUGCUUGUUAUCUCUGUGCCCCCCCGUGUUCAAAGCUCGUGUUUGACAUAUGCCUGUUGCCUCUCUACUCUGCCUGCCUGUCGUGUCUGCUUUCAGCAAUGUGGUCUAGGUCAUGGAUGUAUUAAUAGACUUGGCUAUGGAGCAGAAGGGUCAGCUAUGCUGCCGGUUUUGUCCCAGUGGCCAACCACAAUACUGCAUCGCCAAACGCUCUAUGAUCCAGAAACAAUUUCCCCAUAGAAAACUGAAGACAGGACAAGUUCGUUUAUUAUGUGCUGGGUAAGCACCUUUCUUUUGAAUAAUUGUUAAUGAAAUAAUGUUGAAACAGUUUCUAGCUCUCUUCCAU
Monopterus albus (swamp eel) is the source of this 3121-nucleotide messenger RNA. It is a transcript of the gene myot, whose product is annotated as myotilin. NCBI's taxonomy places the organism in Eukaryota, Metazoa, Chordata, Actinopteri, Synbranchiformes, Synbranchidae. The record is from RefSeq and is a predicted model, not a curated record. Gene Ontology annotation, cellular component: plasma membrane; axon. The transcript is spliced from 11 exons. Gene Ontology annotation, molecular function: cell-cell adhesion mediator activity. Gene Ontology annotation, biological process: dendrite self-avoidance; homophilic cell-cell adhesion; axon guidance. Bases 348 to 2306 code for a protein of 652 amino acids.